AUGUCCCUGCUCGGCCCGCACCAGGCCCCGCUCUCCGGGUCCACACUGAGCGGGUCCCUGCUCUCCGGCUCCCUGCUCGGCCUCGGGUUUGGGGCCCCCGUGGCAUGGCCGGAGAAGUCAGGUAGGAGGUCGGGGGACUCUGCGGGUCGCCAUCCCCCGCCCGCGACCCCCGCCCUCUCCGGGUCUCCAUCCCCCGCCCUCUGCGGGUCGCCAUCCCCCGCCAUCUGCGGGUCGCCAUCCCCCACCUUCUGCGGGUCUCCAUCCCCCGCCCGCGACCCCCGCCUUCUGCGGGUCUCCAUACCCCGCCCGGGACCCCGUCAUCUGCGGGUCGCCAUCCCCCGCGACUCCCGCCCUCUGCGGGUCUCCGUCCCCCGCCCUCUCCGGGUCUCCAUCCCCCGUCAUCUGCGGGUCUCCAUCCCCCACCUUCUGCGGGUCUCCAUCCCCCGCCCGCGACCCCCGCCCUCUGCGGGUCUCCAUCCCCCCGUCAUCUGCGGGUCUCCAUCCCCCGUCAUCUGCGGGUCUCUGACCCCGCCCGCGACCCCCGCCCUCUGCGGGUCUUCAUCCCCCGCCCUCUCCGGGUCUCCAUCCCCCGCCCGCGACCCCCGCCCUCUGCGGGUCUCCAUCCCCCGUCUUCUGCGGGUCUCUGACCCCCGCCCGCGACCCCCGCCAUCUGCGGGUCGCCAUCCCCCGCCAUCUGCGGGUCUCCAUCCCCCGCCCGCGACCCCCGCCCUCUGCGGGCCGCCCACCCUCUGUCCCCCCGCCGCGCUGCGUCCCUCUUCCCUGCGCCCCCGGCCCGCCUCUCCCCUGGCAGCGCCCCCGCAAGCGCCCCCACUGGUCCCCGCCCGCGCCACACGCAACGCCUGGGUCCCGCACCCACCGGCCCAGUUCCCCCGCCCCAGGUGUACCCACAUCCUGCCAUCCCCCAGGUUUACCCAUGCCCCCUGCCAUCCCCCAGAUGCCACCAUGCCCCCUGCCAUCCCCCAGGUGUCACCCAUGCCACCUGCCAUCCCCCAGGUGUCGCCACAUCCUGCCAUCCCCCAGGUGUCGCCACAUCCUGCCAUCCCCCAGGUGUGCCCACAUCUUGCCAUCCCCCAGGUGUGA
Messenger RNA from Erinaceus europaeus (western European hedgehog), 1101 nucleotides. RefSeq lists its product as uncharacterized. The record is from RefSeq and is a predicted model, not a curated record. The coding region runs from base 1 to 1101 and encodes 366 amino acids. The transcript has 5 exons. Lineage: Eukaryota; Metazoa; Chordata; Mammalia; Eulipotyphla; Erinaceidae.